GUCAACACAGCUAAAAGAAAUUUUGUAUUUACUUUUACCUUGUGUAGAUACCGUACAAGCAUAUUUGUAGUUAUAAAUUUACAAGUUAACAAUUGAUAGUGAAUUCCAACCAGCAAUCCAAGUAUCCGUUCAAUCGCGGGUGCUUGAGCAUUCGACGGAAUAACGGAAAAGAGAAAAAAAAUUUAAACAAAACACACGUAGAACGAACUAUUUCAAACAUGAAUAACAAAGGAACUAAUGGUUAUCCUACCUACGAAGCAGCUCAACAGGCCGCAUAUCAGCAGUACAUGAACAGCCAGAUGCCAGCACACGCACAGCUUCCCCCCUCGUACAGCUCGGUGGUUACCAGUAUGACACCGACGUACCCGCCAUAUCCUCCCGGAAUUGUGCCGCAACCUUUCUACGGCAACAGCUGGAGCGUAAAUCCGUCCCCACAGGCCCAAUUUGCUCCAGCCCCUCCGCCAUACGGAGCUUCGCCGGCGGCCGUUGCAGCUAUCCCGGCUCAAACGGUACAUCCACAAAUGUAUCAGUAUCAGAUUGCGGCAGCUCCUCCGCCAAACCAACCGCCUCAAGUAUACCAGACGCAAAUCUAUCCCGUUCAGGGUGCCAUGUUCGAUGCUGGCGCACGCUUCGGCAAAACCGGCGGACAGCCAACGAUUCCACCCCCACCACCGGGAAUAGCACCGAAUGCAGCUCAAAUUGCAACAAUCCAGGGCCAGCAGGUCGUGGUGACUAAAAAGAAGAACAACUUUCUUCAUGGAGGAAACGGCGGGGGGUAUACGUUCUGGUGAAUGGUCAAACUAGCGUGGCCUGUGUGCAGCCGUUUUGUUGCAUUCUAAAUAGAUGGGUGGAAGAAUAGUGUUCGAAUCUGACAGAGCUAGCAGUGCCAUGUGGAAAUUGUGAAAACUAGAACGAGAAUGGAUGACUGCUCUGGAAACGAAGACCGCAUAAGAAGACUGCAAACAUUCGGUAGAAGAAGCGCCCUAAUGAUAGUUUGUUACCAGCCAGUAUAUAGUUACAUCUGGUAUUUGACUAGCAGCUGGAACAACAAAGGGUUUGGAAGGCAAAGAGCACGUAAGAAUUCAUUUUCCUAUUCGAAACGGACACAGCACAAACUAGAAACCAUGAAUGAAUAUUUCUAUCAGCAUUUGUACUGCAUAUGUAACACUGCAGGAUUAUUUUUCUUCUAUUUGUUUUUUUUUUCAUUAUCAUUUUUACAACGAACAAUUAUUUCAUUCAAUUGAGGUACUGUAAACAAUAACCCUGUUUCUUUUUUUUUCAAUACGUAUUAUUUCAUUCGUAUAGCGAAGUAGCCAAGUAAUUACUAAACACUAUGCACUGUUAGUCAAAACGUUAAUCAAUAUUUGUUUUUGGUUUGGAUACAAUAUCACGCAUUGCGGCAGCGCACAUGUGUGUAGCGUUUUCCCCGUGAUACAAUUUUGAAAAAUCUAAAUCAUAUUAAAGAAUAAAAAGGCAAACAAAACCCAUCUUAAUGAAACAGAAGAUAAAAUAUUGAAAACUUGUGUGUUCAAAUUUAAUGCAAAUUGUAAACAACCAAAAAACAGGCCCUCUAUACAAAUUGUUGUGCAAACGAGAAAAUAUUAACGUGCAGGAAUGUACCGGAUAAUAAUGACAUCCAGACUGCUCAAUUUAGCGAUAUAGUAUUGAAUGAAUGAAAUCGAAAGUUGCAUCCAUCGGCCUGUGCUGAAAGAUUUAGGAAUGAAAAAUAAUAUUAUAAUUUGCAAAAGUGGUCAAAGGAAUGGAAAGAACGAAAGGAAUACAUUUAUUAUUUAGCUCGAUCGAGAUCAUUCCCUUGUUCAGCAAAUAAUUACACAACAUGCAAUUACGCAGAAGAAUGGAAACAACAAUUACAAAAUUGACCCCCUCAGUAGGACUUUGCCAAUAUACUGGAGUAAAGUUAGAACAUGUGAACCAAAUUAAGCCCUUUCGAUGUUGCAUUAUGCAAAAAACGUAUCACACGAGCAGUGAACAGAUAUACGUAGUUUCAUUUAAAUCAAAUAUAUUACCCAAAGCCUUCGUGCGAAACUAAAAAUUGAAGCAAAAAUGGAAAUCUUACGAUGUUGUACGUACUAAUACUGGAUCGAAAAAGGAGCGGCAUAUGAUGAGCAAUCUUGAAAAGUAAACAUUUAAUGAUCCAACUGUGACACAAUGUGCACCAGUAUUGCUCAACGUUUGGCGAUUAAGUCGGCAAUUAUUAGUUGAACUUUCGUGCACUUUAUAGAUUGAAACACAGCACAAGUUAAAUUUAUUUUUGUGAUAUCCCAAAGCUGGGUCGGUUGUGGCGAUUCCCUUUUUCCUUUACCGAACGGUACAAUAUUUCUGGCUAAUUGCUGAGUACAGCUCAAGCAUUAAAUAUAAAUUUAGCUAAAAUAUUAAUUUAGCAAACAAGGCAAAUUUAAGGUAAUUAUUUCCUCAUCAUCUCUUCCCCCAAAGAGUGUAAAACAUAAACGACCAAAAACAGUAAGACUUUCGGAAGUUUAAAAAUGUGCCGACGCAUGAUAACGCAUGAUAAUUUGUUUUAACCAAAAUUUGGUACGUUUGAUAAAAUGCAUUUGGGUAGGCUUGAUCGAGCCGUCGUUUGGCGUCAAGUAACUGAAUUUGUAAUAUCUGGUAAAGGACGGCGUAAAACAUAAUAUCAUAGGAAGAACGAUCAGCCUGAAAAGUUUGUUGCAGAUCGGUGAGGAAAUGCAUUACAACACAAAAUUUAAAAUAUAGUGAGCCAAUUAAGCGCGACGAUGUUAGAAACAAAAAUCGUGAGUUUGCAACAUUGUUUGAGCAGCUAACAGCAUAGAAACUGUAUCAGGGCAACUCGAAAUAGGCGAUUGCAUGUGAAUAGCGGCUAAAUGUGAAGCAAAGAGCAGUUCGAUAUUGAUUUAAAUUGGAAGAAAUGUUCCAAAUUACUACGACGAUGAUAUUCAUAGAAGGAUCAAUGAGAAAACAGCAAAGAUACGUGAAAGUGUAGGGAUUGGUCGAGAAUAAAAGUUAUGGAGUCAUAUUAGCCAAAAGCGAGAAGUAUUAUAGAAGAAUAUAGAAUGAGAGACCAUGAGGAUGUAAAAGGAUUCGAGUAAUAGGCAAAGUGAAGCCCCGGCGGAAAAGACAAAUUUGUGUCAAGAAAUUGUAAGAUAGUUUAAAGUUUUUGUUUGGUUUAUUCAGCUUUGAAUUUGUUUAUUUCGAAAUUUACCAUUAACACCAUAUACGUUUAUCAUUGCAUUGUAUCUUAUACAAAAUAAAACGACUGUCACAGUGUA
Molecule: messenger RNA, 3269 nt
Organism: Anopheles nili
Lineage: Eukaryota; Metazoa; Arthropoda; Insecta; Diptera; Culicidae
Product: DAZ-associated protein 2-like
Exons: 4
Coding region: 219-791 (190 amino acids)
Source: RefSeq, a predicted model, not a curated record